Messenger RNA from Coniophora puteana RWD-64-598 SS2, 888 nucleotides. RefSeq lists its product as uncharacterized. Lineage: Eukaryota; Fungi; Basidiomycota; Agaricomycetes; Boletales; Coniophoraceae. The record is from RefSeq and is a predicted model, not a curated record. The transcript is spliced from 9 exons. The coding region runs from base 1 to 888 and encodes 295 amino acids.
AUGAAUUUCAUAGGCGUGCUGAAGCUUGGGUCCGAGGGUAAAAAGUUCACAUGGUCAACUUUGCUUUAUGGAACGGUUGGUACACCACACCAUUUUAGACGCGUUGUGAUCAAUAACGGGCGUUGUAAUCGCACAUUUUUAGAUGCGGUAUAUUGGGUUGAUGCACGCAGCCAAGUGCUUGAUGUCUUCGGCAGUUGCAAGCAUUGGUCUGGCACUGGUAUCGGCAAAGGCUUCUACCUGGAUGUGAUUACAGAAGGAUCAAUAUUAACCACAAUUUCGCUGCUUCAGGGGAUGCUGUGUCUUCGGGUGUACAUACUCUUUGGAAAACCGAGGUCGAUCUUAUUUGUUCUCGGACCAUGCUUCAUCGUCACCCAGGUCAUAAACAUUAUUUGCUGUCUCCUCUUUGUGGUCCCUAGUGAGAGAUACUGGGUAAAAGUGCUUGUCACCAACUCUUGCGCUCUCAACUUGAAUUUCGCUAAAAAUCGAAUGUGGGCAGUCACUGCGUCUAAUACUGCUGUCCUGGCGUUUGAAGUCGUUCUGUGUGCAUUUGCACUGGGUUACGCUUCCAAACACCUUCCUGCUUGGAGAUUACAGGGACAAAGAACAACUAGUCUUGCAUGGAUCAUCCUUCGUGACAACUUCGCUUACUUUUUCAUCGCGCUCGUAACGGCUAUUUUCUCCACCAUAGACCAAGUUCCCUUACUUUCAAAUACCUUUAUAUCAGCUAUGGCGGGACCAUGGUUGAUCCUCGGCCUGCGCAUGAGGUACUGGAAGGAGAUGGAAGCUGAGACAACCAGAUCAAGUGAACUGAUGACCGUAGCAUUCGCGAGCGCCCCACGACAAGUGGAGAGCCAAGACUCGGGUCCAAGCCCUAGCUUGCCGGCAUAG